ACUUUGGUUCCGAGGGGCACAUAUAUGGCCCGUGCAAUCUGGGAUAUUUGGGACGUCCAUACCCCCCACAUUGAAGUUGGAAUUCAAAAGGGUUACAUUAAAUUAAGGUUAUGUUAGGGUUCAGGGGAAGGCAUGGCCCACCACGGAUCCCGGGAAGCACCCCAUCGUUAUGAUUCGGUUAGACGGUACGAACGGAAGCCAUGUUUGUUGUUCUUCCUUCACCCUCUUUUGUAGUUCGGGACGUUCAGGAUCUCCGUCUGUAUGUCUUUAACAGUAUCCCCAUUACAUCUUCUCUACCACCCCCCGAAUGCAGGACACGUGACCGGAUGCUGGCGCCACUGUCACCGCAACAGGACACGUGACCGGAUGCUGGCGCCACUAUCACCGCAACAGGACCUACAUGCCAAAUUAACAGGUAUGCCAAAGGAAAACUAUGAUCCCCCGGAUCCUCGUCAACUAUACACCAUAAUGUCAGCCGAGGAGGUAGCCAACGGGAAAAAGUCACACUGGGCUGAGUUGGAGAUAUCAGGUCGGGUCAGGAGUCUGAGCUGCUCUCUCUGGACCCUCACUCACUUGACGGCUCUACAUAUCAACGACAACAAUCUGAGUCGCAUCCCGCCUGACAUCGGCAAGCUGCCACACCUCAUCUACUUGAACCUGUCCUCCAAUAAGCUCCGGAGCCUGCCCGCCGAACUCGGAAACAUGGUGUGUCUCAGGGAAUUGCUUAUAAACAACAAUCUUUUACGAGUUUUACCUUACGAACUCGGGCGGCUUUUCCAGUUACAAUCCCUGGGGUUAAAAGGUAAACCUUUGUCCCAAGACAUCCUCAACCUGUACCAGAAAUCAGAUGGAACCAGAAAACUGUUGAACUACAUGCUAGACAAUCUAGCAGUGCACCCAGAACAACUCCCCCAGAGACCUUGGAUCACCUUGAAGGAGCGAGACCCAAUGACCCCAACAGCCAUGUUCACAGUGAUGUGUUACAACGUGCUGUGCGAUAAGUACGCAACGCGUCAGCUGUACGACUACUGUCCCUCCUGGGCCCUCAACUGGGAGUACAGGAAGAAGGGCAUCAUGGAGGAGAUUACACACUGUGACGCUGACAUCAUCAGUCUACAGGAGGUGGAGACGGAGCAGUAUCACGCUCUGUUUCUGGAGACACUGAAGGAGCGUGGGUACCACGGGUACUUCUGCCCAAAGUCUCGUGCCAAACUGGUCUCAGAACAGGAGAGGAAACACGUGGAUGGGUGUGCCGUGUUCUUCAAAACAGAGAAAUUUACUCUGGUGCAGAAACACACUGUGGAGUUCAACCAGGUUGCCAUGGCGAACUCUGAGGGUUCAGAGGUCAUGUUGAACAGGGUCAUGACCAAGGACAACAUCGGGGUCGCUGUCCUGCUGGAGGUCAACAAGGACAUGUUCUCUGGUGGCCUGAAGCCGCUGCAGGAGAAACAGCUGAUCCUGGUGGCCAACGCCCACAUGCACUGGGACCCGGAGUUCUGUGACGUCAAGCUGAUCCAGACCAUGAUGUUCCUGUCUGAGUUAAAGAGCAUCGCUGAAAGGCACCAGAGCUCCGUGGGAACAGGCUCCCCGACCUCUGACCCAGCCUCCAUCCCUAUCGUGCUCUGUGCUGACCUCAACUCUCUGCCCGACUCUGGAGUAGUGGAGUACCUGAGUAACGGUGGUGUAGCAGAGAAUCACAAGGACUUCAGAGAGCUGCGCUACAACGAGGCUCUCACCAACUUCAGCUGCCAAGGCAACGGCAGCAUCACUCACAGCUUCCAGCUGAAGAGCGCCUACCAGGGCAGCCUCAUGUCUUACACCAACUACACCUAUGACUUUAAGGGCGUAAUCGACUACAUCUUUUUCUCCAAGACUCACAUGUUGCUCGGUCCCCUGGAGUCUCGGUGGUUAACGGACAACAACAUCACCGGCUGUCCCCACCCCCACAUCCCCUCUGACUUCUCUCUGCUCGCCCAGCUGGAGCUCCACCCGCCCCUCACCACCUCCUCCUCCUCCUCCUCCCUGAACGGCCUGCACCUGCCUGUCCACAGGUAGUGGUUGUCACGACCACUCACCCUCUGACCCCUUUGAACCCUGAGCUUUGAACCCCCUAAUGCCCCGCCUCCUCUGCCAAAAAAAAAAGGACUUUGCACAUUUUCUUAUCGUGUCCCUAAUCUCAGACCAUCCAAGGAACUCCGACGCAGACAACCCAUUCCCCAAAGGAGUGAAGUAUUCUCCCCGUACUGCUCCUUCUUUUUUAACCUCCAUUUUGCACACAGAUUGUAUUUCUGUUUGUUUUGCUUGUUGUUUUUCCGUCCAUUUGAACGGCUUGAUACCAAAUCAUGUUUUGUGUUGUUUUCUGGUCAUAUGCUACUGCUGCUGCCCGUCUCCUUGGAAAGUCCAAGUGUGUGUAAGAAAUAGCACCCUGUUCCCUAUAUAGUGCACUACUGUAAACCAGGGUCUAUGGCACCCUGUUCCCUAUAUAGUGCACUACUUUUGACCAGGGUCUAUGGCACCCUGUUCCCUAUAUAGUGCACUACUUUUGACCAGGACCCAAUGCGAUAUUAAAAAUAGGUUUCCAUUUGGGAGGAAGCCCCAAGUUCAGGUCAUCCUGGUCUGAUGUCAGACCACCUGAUGUGUUUUUGCCUUGGCCCGGUCUGGGUGGGCCCUGUCUGGGUGGGCCCUGUCUGGGUGGGCCCUGUCUGGGUGGCCUGGCUGAGAGUUAGAAAAGCUUUUUUGCCAUAAUCUAAUAACAGUACGAUGACAGCCGCCAUCUGGGUUUCUCUCUAGUUGAGAAAUCCACUCCUCAAAACACGUUAUGACAUCCAGAGUUCUACUGAAUUGCGUUUGAUGAUCAUGUUAAUGUUGCCAUCGUUUCAUCAUACCCCAAAAACAGGACUUCUUCUUCCUUCUCCAAAAUGACGUUGGUGAUUGGGACUUUUCACUACUGCUCUAUUUAAGUACGGUAAGACAAGUUUUUUUAAUUUUUUUUAGCAAAAUGUGAAAUGUCAUCUCUUAAACAUGUGUCUAUGGAAGCCUAUAAGGGUCAAUCAGUGAACAGGAUCCCAGCAUUACUAUUGUAUCUCAAACACAGCUUCAGUAUUAACAUAAUUUGCUCUCAGCUUCUUAUUCUGCUAUGUAAGUUGACACUAUGCAUUGAUUUUUCCCUCGUGUGUGUGUGUGUGUUUGUGUAUGUGUCUGUGUGUGUGUG
Molecule: messenger RNA, 3211 nt
Organism: Oncorhynchus tshawytscha (Chinook salmon)
Lineage: Eukaryota; Metazoa; Chordata; Actinopteri; Salmoniformes; Salmonidae
Product: CCR4-NOT transcription complex subunit 6-like
Biological process (GO): nuclear-transcribed mRNA poly(A) tail shortening
Cellular component (GO): cytoplasm; CCR4-NOT complex; nucleus
Molecular function (GO): protein binding; poly(A)-specific ribonuclease activity
Source: RefSeq, a predicted model, not a curated record